AAUUAUUGUAUCAUUUAAACAGAACUAUAUGUUUCUUUAUUAGCUCUGAGUAAUUUUUAAAUGCAAGUUGGAGAUCCAAUUGACCCGAAAAGGAUGAGUCAAUUAAAUUUGGAUUUUAAGUCCAUUUUCCCAUCGAUUUCUGGUAGCUGAAUCCCGAAUGUGAGUUGAACAGAAAUGUCUGUGAUUCAGGUUAUUUGUCUAUUAUUUGUGCUGGUCAGCCAUGGAAUUGAAGGAUCUGAUCAUGGACAAAGAACUCAAAGAAGUCUUUACACUUCAAAAGGGCAACCGUACAGAACUGCAUAUCAUUUUCAACCUCCUAAGAACUGGAUGAAUGAUCCUAAUGGGCCAAUGUACUACAAGGGGGUUUACCAUCUGUUCUACCAGUACAAUCCAUACAGUGCAGUGUGGGGAAACAUCACAUGGGGACAUUCAAUAUCAUACGAUCUCAUCAACUGGGUUCAUCUUGAUAUUGCUCUAAACCCCACUGAUCCUUUUGACAUCAACGGUUGCUGGUCCGGUUCCGCCACAAUCCUUCCUGAUCAAAAGCCUGCCAUUCUAUACACCGGACGUGACACCGAAAACCGUCAAGUUCAAAACCUGGCCGUGCCCAAAAAUCUGUCUGACCCUUUUCUAAGAGAAUGGUCCAAAACACCCCAUAAUCCGUUAAUGGCACCCACUAAUGACAUUGAUCCAGAUUUCUUCAGAGACCCAACAACUGCGUGGCUAGGCCCGGAUAAAAUUUGGCGGGUUUUAGUUGGAGCCCAGAUUGAUGGGAAAGGAAUGGCUAUUCUGUACAAGAGCAAAGACUUUGUAAAGUGGAAUAGAACUAAGAAUCCUCUUCAUUCUUCUACAAAGACUAAGAUGUGGGAGUGUCCUGAUUUUUACCCUAUUAAUGGGAAAGAUCAAGUUGAAGAUCAAUUUAAGACUAAGUAUGUUCUUAAGGCAAGCUUCCAUGACCAAGACCACUACAUAGUGGGAAAAUACGAGCCGGAAACAGACACGUACGAGAUUGAGAGUGACUUCUUGGAUGAUGGUUCGGAUUUGCGAUAUGAUUUUGGGAAGUUUUAUGCUUCUAAAACAUUUUACGACAGUGAAAAGAAGAGGAGGAUACUGUGGGGCUGGGUGGCCGAGUCCGACAGUGAAGCGGAUGACAAGAACAAAGGCUGGUCGGGGCUUCAGUCCAUUCCUAGAAGUAUUGUUCUUGGUAAAUCUGGGAGGCAAUUAGUGCAGUGGCCUGUCAAAGAAGUAGAGAGACUAAGAAGCAAGGAAGUUUUUGAUCUCCGCAAUAAGGAGGUCAAGCGUAGAUCAGUGUUUGAAAUUACUGGUGUCACGGCUUCACAGGCGGAUGUGGAAGUUACAUUUGAUGUGGGAGGACUAGAAAAGGCAGAGUUAUUUGACCCCAGUUGGGUCGAUCCACAACUGCUUUGCGAUCAGAAAAAUGCAUCCGUCAGAGGCAAAAUCGGGCCAUUUGGUUUGUUGGUUUUGGCUUCAAAGGAGUUGACAGAACAAACUGCAAUCUUCUUCCGUAUAUUUGAAAGCAGUGAUAAGUAUGUUGUUCUCAUGUGUAGUGACCAAAGUAGGUCUUCGUUAAGGGGAGGGCUUAAGAAAACCGCAUAUGGAGCGUUUGUAGACUUAGAUCCUAACAAAGAGAAAAUAACAUUGAGAAGCUUGAUUGAUCAUUCAAUUGUUGAGAGUUUUGGUGGAGAAGGGAGAAGUUGCAUCACAGCUAGAGUUUAUCCGAAAUUGGCAAUUGACAAAGAAGCCCAUUUAUAUGCAUUCAACUAUGGUAGUAAAAGCGUUAAAAUCUUAAAGCUUAAUGCUUGGAGCAUGAAGAGUGCUCAAAUUGUUCCCAUGAAAAGGAGAAGAAGACCAAUAUACGGUCGGGAGGAAUGAUAUUUUGAAAAUUGAGUAUUGUCGCAGCCACACGAACUCGAGUAAGAUUGAGGCUGAUCAGAAGAAAAAUUUUGUUCUGCCUCGGAAUAUCUUCCCUCUGCCUAGCUUUGAAUUUACAAUAUUUGUUUUUAACUUUAUUUUAAACCUAUCCUAUGU
Messenger RNA from Morus notabilis, 2049 nucleotides. Its product is annotated as beta-fructofuranosidase, insoluble isoenzyme CWINV1. Bases 175 to 1893 code for a protein of 572 amino acids. Gene Ontology annotation, molecular function: hydrolase activity, hydrolyzing O-glycosyl compounds. The transcript has 7 exons. Gene Ontology annotation, biological process: carbohydrate metabolic process. Lineage: Eukaryota; Viridiplantae; Streptophyta; Magnoliopsida; Rosales; Moraceae. The record is from RefSeq and is a predicted model, not a curated record.